AUGAGCUCAGGCUAUCAAGGUGAUUUCACCAAUAAAAUUGAUGUUCAUGAUCAAAACAACAGUUUGAAUGACUCAAUUUCUUCGUUGAAUAAUCCAAGCCCUAUUCAUCCGUUGGAUUUGAGCGGUAACAUCGGUAUUGGUAAUCAGUCGAUAACAAAUUUACCGAAUGAACAAUUUAACCAUCAGCUAGGGGGGUUUAGAACUAGGGCAAGGGCAGGGACCCUUCCUUCUCGGUUUAACUCUUCCAAUACUUUAACUUUCCAUUCUGGCUUUGAUUUUUUGAAUAACAAUUCGACAAGUUCUUUGACUGUACCAACGUCAAGCAACACCGUACACCCUUCCACAUCAAACUUGCCAAUAAACCGAACAUCCCCAUUAUUGAAUGCCGUGAGCUCAGAUAAUCCAACAUCGUUAGGAAAUUCUGGUUCAAGAGAUCCAUUUAAUGACAUAUUUGGCUACAAUAACUCAUCUUCAAAUUCCUCAGCUAAUACCACCUCCCCCAGUGUCAACAGCAAUUUACCUCAAGUUGGUGGUGGCAGAAGAUUAAGAUCAGGCUCCUUGUUUGGCUUCGAUUCAAACAUUUGGAGUUCUGGCUCUAAUGAAAUGUCUUCCAUGUUAUCAACAGCCAAUAAUGACUCAAUGCUUGAGGCCAAGCCUAGACCUUUGAGACAUCAUGCAUCGAUGCAACAGAUAGGCAAUAAAUCUUUAAAUCAGACGCCUCAAUCCCAACCUCAACCUAUGCCGUCACAGCAGGCUGCUCAAAAUUUACCAGAUUUUUCUCGUAUUAGAUCUUAUACCACGUCCAAUGCUUUGAGUGAUAAACAGUAUCAUUUGUCUUACGAAUCUCAAAUUAAUAUGAAUCUAGGCCAGAAAAGCCUGAAUAAGGAUAUAAGUUCUAGCGUAUCUAGUGAUCCUAUUGAAUAUAGUUAUGAACACAAUCAAUUUAUUAAUGAAAGUCCUAUCAAGAUUAAUCCCAAUACAACUAAUGGGCAGCAACAAGGCAUUAACCAAAUAGUGAAUCAUGCUAUUUUCUCAUCUCAAUUAGUUGAAAAUUCGAGGCCUAGGUCUCAAACUUACUCUAUUGGUUCUAAUUCUCAGCAGGUUAUCGAUUCUUCGAAUGAUUACUAUGCCAACAUUGUUAGCUCUCAUCAACCUCAUCAUCAAUAUCAAGCUCGGAAAAUUCCACAACCAGUCCAACACUCUUCCAAUUACGCACCUCAAAUAAGUCCAAUCUUAUCUCAACAUCAACCAUUACUUGUCGAUAAUGCUAAAGUCAAAAACAUAGAAUUUACGUCAACUUUUCAAGUCUCCACAUUAUCACCAUCAAAUACCAUUUUACUUAUGAAUCUACCACCAUUAUCAUUUGGAAUCACAACUGCCGCUGGUAUCUAUAAGCUAGCGACAAGUUUUGGUAAAGUGCUUGGCGUUUAUGUGUUUGGUACUCAUGAAAAUGAGGGAAGUGACAAUGAAGAAAAGAAGAACAAUUGUCAUACAAUUAAUGAAGAUGACGAGUAUAUCACUUCAAAUUCUCAAAGUCAAUCACCAGUUUCUGCAAAUGUUUUUUCAUUGGUUGAAUUUGAUAAAAUUGAGGUUGCUAUGCGUGCCAAAGCCCAAUUAAAUCACAAAGAAUUAUACCCAAACUAUUCGUGUAUUGUUGGAUUUGCAAAGAUCUUGACUAAUCAGUAUGCUAGUUCUUCUCUGGCUAAUCUGAAGUCAAAGGUAGCUACUAUUAUCUCACCUGAAAUCUCCAAUUCUAAUCAUGACACUCCAAUAUCCCAUACAACCGCUUCUACAAUUUCUAAAAACGUCUCCAAAUCACCUGUUGAGAAUGAAAGGAAGAAUCUUCUACUCACGUCAGAACCAUCGCCAUUUGGAAAUAUUUUGAACGAUCUCCAAAAAAUUCUCGGUGAGUUUGAAGCAUGUUUCAAAACAUGCGACGAUCCUAAUGGCGCUAUUGCCCAUAUGAUUAAAAACGCAGCUGGUUAUGUGGGCUUUGACGAUCAUUAUGGACCUUUGCCUGAUCCAAUUCCUGUUAGGGAAUUUGACUCGCCAAAGUUACGAGAAACCAGAAAACUCAUUGACUCAAAUCAGUUGGAUCAAUUUGAAAUGGAGUCUAUCGCAUUGGCAAUGUACGAUGAGAUGGCAGAUUUAUCAAGCGAUUAUUUGGGUAACACGGUUGUUCAAAAAGUCUUUGAAGUCUGCAGUGAAGAAAUUAAAGACUUGCUUUUGAAAAAAAUUUCUCCAUAUAUAGCCCAAAUGGGAAUUCAUAAAAAUGGUACAUGGGCAGGCCAAAAAAUUAUCAAUGUCGCCAAUACUAACAGGCAGAAAGCUAUCAUCAAGAGAGCUAUUUUACCUUAUGUUGCUCCUUUAUUCAAGGACGCUUUUGGUAAUUAUUUGGUCCAAGGUUGCCUAAAAUUUGGAGCACCGUAUAAUGAUUUUAUUUUCGAGGCCAUUUGCUCCAAAUUUUGGGUAUUGGCUCAAGAUCGUUAUGGUUCUAGGGCUAUUCGUGCAGUGUUGGAGAGUGGUGACUGUACUGUUGAACAGACCAGUUUAUUGGCUUCCUUGAUUGUUGUUUAUGCAGAGUUUUUAGCCAUCAACAACAAUGGUGCGUUAUUAUUGACUUGGUAUUUAGAUACCUGCAGUCUAAAAGAUAGACUUGUGAUAUUAACCAAAAAGAUCUUACCCUGGUUAGUAGAGUUGAGUUACAAUAAGUUGGGGAGUUUAACCAUCUUGAAAAUAUUGAACAACAGAAAUCACACUGAUGCUGGGGAGUUGAUUUUGAAAACAUUAUAUGGUGAUUUGAAAUUUUCAGAAGAUCUGAAAGAGAGUUUGAAUUCCGAAGAAUUAUCUUCAAAAGUUCCAGAAAUAUUGAAACAAAUACUAAAAGAGUUUACUUAUGGGCCAACUUUUAUCCAUAAGACCUUGUCUGUUCCUUUAGUCACUGAGAAUAAUUUGAAGCCGAAAAUUAUCCAUCAAAUCAAAAGAGCAUUAAUCGAUAUGAAAGUCACUGUUUACCAACAAGGAUAUAAACGAUUGAUGGAUGAAGUCGGCUUGAGUGGUAAAGAAGGUAAUAUUUCAAUGGUUAAAAAUGGUGGAAAUAUUCUCAGGACAAAUGGUAAUGGUAACUUCUUUGUUAAUAACAAGCAUCAAGUUAGAAAUAAUGGAAGUAGCAUAAACAAUGCAGUCAAAGCUAAUAGUUCAAUACUGAUGUCUAUGAAUGUCAUGAAUGGAAUCCCUAUUCAAUUACAGAAUGUUAACGCAAAUCAUAAUAGAUUUGCAAAUCCAUUACAGCAGAUAGUACCAUCUCAAUUUGCUCAUCAGAAUCCACUUGAUUAUGGUUUCAGUAGUCAAAUUCCUGUCCCACAACAGCAACAACACAAGCAAUCAUUCGCAGCUAAUCCCCAAACGCAGUACAAUACGCCUCAAUUAUUACAACUGCAACAAUACAGCACUUAUGGUUUGGGAACUUCUCAGGGCCAAGUUUUUGACCAGUCAGGGCUUUUGAACCAACUUGAUUUGUUAAACAUUAGUGCAAAUUCCAAUAACAAUAACAACAACAUCAAUAGAAAUUAUAAUCCAUCUUAUGAUCCCAAAAUAAUUAAUAAUUAUAGAUAA
Saccharomycopsis crataegensis is the source of this 3615-nucleotide messenger RNA. RefSeq names its product Jsn1 protein. Bases 1 to 3615 code for a protein of 1204 amino acids. The record is from RefSeq and is a predicted model, not a curated record. The transcript has a single exon. NCBI's taxonomy places the organism in Eukaryota, Fungi, Ascomycota, Saccharomycetes, Ascoideales, Saccharomycopsidaceae. Gene Ontology annotation, biological process: nuclear-transcribed mRNA catabolic process, deadenylation-dependent decay. Gene Ontology annotation, molecular function: RNA binding.